Messenger RNA from Mesitornis unicolor (brown roatelo), 780 nucleotides. RefSeq names its product mucosa-associated lymphoid tissue lymphoma translocation protein 1-like. Gene Ontology annotation, molecular function: cysteine-type endopeptidase activity. The annotation marks the transcript as partial. The record is from RefSeq and is a predicted model, not a curated record. The transcript has 6 exons. Gene Ontology annotation, biological process: proteolysis. NCBI's taxonomy places the organism in Eukaryota, Metazoa, Chordata, Aves, Mesitornithiformes, Mesitornithidae.
CCAUUGCAAUCACCGAGCAGCCGGUCUCCGUCUCCGUCCCUGUGGGGUACUCCUUCACCCUGCGGUGCAGAGCCGAGGGGCGCACAUUGCUGCAGUACCAGUGGUUCUGUCAACACCAGUCUGUCUGCCGCCAGAUUCCUGGUGCCACUGAGCAAGACUUGCCCCUCACUGCGCUGCAGAGCCAACUCUACACCUGCAGAAUUAAUGACCUCUACAGAAAUGCUGUCUUCUCCAACUGGGUAAAAGUGGAGGUCCAUCAGUGUGUUGCCAGAGGACUGCCCCCUAAGCUCUGGCGAGGAGAACCGGUCAUCGUCCUCAACCCCACCGAGCAGCAGGUGGAGGUGGGGAAGCCUCUACAGCUGCAGUGUGCUGCCAUGGGAGUCCCAGCCCCCAGAUACCAGUGGUACCGGAAUGGGAACCUGCUGGAACACCAGAAGAAAAAAAAACUCUGGAUCACCCAUGCAAAGGUCAGUGACUCUGGCACCUACCUCUGCUGUGCCUCUAAUAGCCACGGAGAGCACUGGACCAACGCCGUGGAUAUUCACAUAGCUACGUGUUGCUCUGAAAAGUUUUUUGCUACAGGCAAGAUAGCGCUUUUAGUGGGCAACAACCGCUACCAGCAUCAUCCCAACCUCAUGGCUCCUGUCACGGAUGUGUUUGAGCUAAGUCUUCUUCUGGAACAGCUGGGCUUCCAGGUUGUCUCCCUUCUGGAUCUGAACAAGGCUGAGAUGGUGACAGCGGUCAGUCAGUUCCUGGAGCUCCUGGGGAAGGGAGUCUAUG